AUGGAGCCACUGGUAAUUCCUCGGUUUGUUGUGUUGCAAUCAAACGGUGACAAGUAUUUGCGUUACGUUAAAGAAGAAGGAACGUAUUUGCGUUACGUGAAAUGCGAUGGAAAUGAUAUUCUUGAUCCUCAAUCAAAGUUUCGAGUUGAAAGAUCGAGUAGCAACCCUGAUUUAGUGCACAUAAGAUGCUGCUACAACAACAGAUACCUUGCUUGCCUUAGACAAGGGUCGGAUUUUGUGGUAGCAACGAGUGAUACUGCGGAGGAAGACCAAUCGAAGUGGUCAUGCACGCUGUUUAGAGCCAUGCCCAACGACAGCAUCACAUUUCGGUUGCAGCAUGUUCGAACCGGAAACAAUCUCUGCAAUUUUCAAACAGCGGGCCGUGACAAUGAUCUCUGCCUAGUUGUCCGAUGGUCUUCCUCGGAUAGAGCUGGAUGGGAUCUCUUCACAUUCACCGACUGGGAAUCGCUCGUGAUACUGCCCAAACAUGUGGCACUGAAGGGAGACAACGGCAAGUAUCUAAAUAACCGCAGCCACUUGAUUUUGGAGUUUGGAGCUAAUGAUAUCGGAGAUCAUAGAGUUGGAGAGGAAAUCUUCACCAAUCCCGACGGAAGCAUCCGCCUGAAGAAUGAAUUCAAUGGAUUAUUCUGGAGGGCUUCACCAAAUUGGAUAUUGCCAUCAUCAACUGCAGCCGACUUGGGUCCAACAACAUCAUUUUGGCCAGUCAGAAUCAAGGGAAACGUUAUCGCACUCCGUAGCAAGGGUAAUGACAGAUUUUUGCGUAGAACCAGUGAGGAUGGCUUGGUCGAUUCUCUUGCUGCGUCAUCUUGGGCGACGACCAUAGACAAACAGAGCUACCUGGUGGUGGAAGAGCUAGUUAACAGGAGACAAAUUUACGAUGUGAAUUACCGGCUGGAAGACGCGAGAGUGUAUAACGAAUCAAUCGUGUCAUUGGCGCGAUCUUGUGUCACAAAUAUGAGUAACGAAAUCGCAACACUAGAGGUGUCGAUGAGUUACAUUCAGCAGAGGAUGUACACCAUCAGUGCGGGUACUUCCUCCUCAUCUACUUCUAGUGGCGGAGUGUCAAUGGGUAUUCCUUCUAUUGUAGACGCUGGCAUUGAAACCACGGAGUCAACCGGGAGCGACUACGAGUGGGGAACUACCGUAAACUCAUCCACCACGUUGACAAGACGAGUCCCGGUAAGCGUCAAUCCGAUGACGAAGAUGACACUCACUCUUGUUGCAACGCUUGGAUUCUGCGAUGUUCCUUUCUCCUACAUGCAGCAGGACACCCUCAUUAAUGGCCAACUAGAAACUAUCAAAAAGCAUGACGGUAUUUUCACUGGUGCCAAUUGCUUCGGCUUCCAAACUGAAGCCUCCGAUGAACCGCUCUAA
Molecule: messenger RNA, 1395 nt
Organism: Mercurialis annua (annual mercury)
Lineage: Eukaryota; Viridiplantae; Streptophyta; Magnoliopsida; Malpighiales; Euphorbiaceae
Exons: 1
Coding region: 1-1395 (464 amino acids)
Source: RefSeq, a predicted model, not a curated record